Struthio camelus australis is the source of this 1255-nucleotide messenger RNA. It is a transcript of the gene SPX, whose product is annotated as spexin hormone. Gene Ontology annotation, cellular component: cytoplasm. Gene Ontology annotation, biological process: positive regulation of gastro-intestinal system smooth muscle contraction. The record is from RefSeq and is a predicted model, not a curated record. Gene Ontology annotation, molecular function: neuropeptide hormone activity. NCBI's taxonomy places the organism in Eukaryota, Metazoa, Chordata, Aves, Struthioniformes, Struthionidae.
CUUCCUGCAAGACCAUAGGUUUCCCUCAGGAGUCAUCAGACCUUCUACUUCUCCAUCUACGGGGCUGACAAGAGAUCCCUUCAGACUCCUCCGCCCUGCCACAGAAGGGGAGGGGACCUUUGCUCUGAAGAUUUAAAAAGGGACCCCCAAACCACUAGGAGAUCUUAUAACACUCGAUCUCAAGUAAGAAGACUACAGAUUUGCAGCUGAACUAAGUAUGAAGGGACUGCGUAAACUGACAGCAUCUGUGAUGGCCCUCUUCCUUGCAGCAUCCUUCAUAUCUUUCUCCUGGAGUGCUCCUCAGGAUCAUUUCCAAAGGAGAAACUGGACACCUCAGGCUAUGCUCUAUUUAAAGGGUGCACAGGGACGUCGAUUCAUCUCAGAUGAGAGCCAGCGAAAGGAUCUGUAUGACAGAAUGCAACUUGAAACACGUAGCCAAAACACAAAUCCUUUAUCUCUUCCUGAAGCUGCAGCCCUAUUUCUUAGUUCCUUACAGAAAGGACAAGAAGAAGUUGAAGAAGAAACCAGUGAUCACCCUGGAUACUUGACAGAUAAUCUAUCAAACUGGUGAAAUAUUUCAAAUUUCUGUAGCAUUCAUGUUGUAUAAACACUGAAAUCAUGUUUUGUGUGAACAGAACAUUUAUUUUCUUUGAUCUCCACUUAAGUUCCAAAAGAAUGAUGUAUACAUUCGUUCCAACAUUUCGAAAGCAAAUUGAUUAAAAGUGACCAGUUCAGCUAAGAAAUUAUUUGCAAAGUUCCAGUCUUUUUUGGACCAUUCCGCAUAUGUCACCUGAAAUUUAAAAUCCACUGUACCAUCUUAGCUGAAAGGAUGAUUAAAAUUGUCUUUUUAGACAACUAUGUCAUUAAAACAAUUUUCAACAGUCACUGGAAAACCUUUUACCACUUUCCACCUGGCUCUGUUUUAAAACCUUUUUAUUUCUUACUCCUUCACCACUUCAUUGUUGGCCCUGUAUUUUGUUGAUCUUCCAAAUAAGUCAUUAAGAUAUGACAACAAUCAUGCUAUUCUUGGCAGCAAAGCAGGUCGUUUCUUCCGGGGAAACCUGUCACCAUAGAGAACAGGCAACAGCGCUUUCUGAGACCUCAGUGCUGCCCCAGCAUUACACACACUCUCAACUGUAUACCCAGAACAGUCCUAUUGAACAGCUCUCACCACAUAAAGAUAGCACGUGGAUAGCUCUUACCAGGAUCAGGGCUUCAUUAACGACCGUGGCGUAUGGUUGCUACUGCUGUCAGG